Molecule: messenger RNA, 609 nt
Organism: Rotaria sp. Silwood1
Lineage: Eukaryota; Metazoa; Rotifera; Eurotatoria; Philodinida; Philodinidae
Source: the annotation of a GenBank genome assembly
AUGAUAAUAGUGCCAUUGUUAUUCGGGCCGGGCCGGGCGGGCACGGUUAAUUGUUCGGGCGGGCCUGGCUGGGCCAUCAAAAAUUGGCCCGUUUCGAGCCCUGCUGGCAAAGGUAAACCAAUCGAAGAUUCUGUACUCAUAAAAAAACUGGUACAAUUAUCCAAUAGUAAAACAGAACAUUUACCUGGUUUGUUACCUUUUAUUUCUGAAAUGCCUGUUAUUUUGACACAAAACAUUACUAUUGAACUUGGUCUUAUCAAUGGCAUUAAUGGGAUCUUUCGACAAUUAGUCUACCAGACAGAUUCUAUGUCAACAGGUGUUUUAUCCGAAACAUUCCCGAACAAUACACAAUGUACUCAUAGACCAGUAUAUGCAUUGAUUGAAAUUGCCAAAUCGAAGAUUGAAUGUAAUCUUGAAGAACUUCAACCGAAGUUUGUUUCAAUACCGUUAAUAGAGCAAACAUUUCGUGUCGAUAUUGCUGACAUUCUCCCAAAAGAUAAGAAGCCAAAAUCAAAUCAAAAAGCAAUUUUAUCAAUUAAACGACGUGCACUACCACCACUUGUGCUUGCUUAUUGCAUCACGACAAUAAGAGUCAAGGCCAAACUUUGA